AUGAAAUCGAUUUUACAAUUUCCCUUUUUUAAAAAUUGUCCUAAUUAAAAAAUCCGAUUUCGAUUUAAAAUCGAUUAAUCGUGCAGCCCUACUGUCCUGGUUGCCAUAUCUGUCCUAGUUGCCGUAUCUGUCCUUUCUGAGCGUUGCAAAUUCUGUAUCUGUCCUGGUUGCUGCAUGUGUCCUCAUUGCCGUCUCUGUCCCAGUUGCUGUAUCUGUCCUAUCUGAGCAUUGCAGAUGCCUUAUCUGUCUUAGUUGCCGUAUCUGUCCUGGUUACCGUAUCUGUUCUUGUUGCUGUAUCUGUCCUAGUUGCCGUCUCUGUCCUAGUUGCUGUAUCUGUCCUAUCUGAGCGUUGCAGAUGCCUUAUCUGUCCUAGUUGCCGUAUCUGUCCUGGUUGCCCUAUCUUUCCUGGUUACUGCAUGUGUCCUCACUGCCAUCUCUGUUCCAGUUGCUGUAUCUGUCCUAGUUGCUGUAUCUGUCCUAUCUGAGCAUUGCAGAUGCCUUAUCUGUUCUAGUUGCCGUAUCUGUCCUGGUUGCCCUAUCUGUCCUUGUUGCCAUAUCUGUCCUGGGUGCUGCACCUGUCGUAGUUGCUGUAUCUGUCCUGGUUGCCGUAUGUGUCCUAGUUGCCGUAUCUGUCCUAUCUGAGCGUUGCAAAUUCUCUAUCUGUCCUGGUUGCCCUAUCUUUCCUGGUUGCCGUAUGUAUCCUCAUUGCCGUCUCUUUCACAGUUGCUGUAUCUGUCCUGGUUGCUGUCUCUGUCCUGGUUGCCCUAACUGUCCUGGUUGCCAUAUUUGUCCUAGUUGCCAUAUCUGUUCUCAUUGCCGUAUCCAACCUCAUUGGCAUAUCUGUCUUGGUUGCCAUAUCUGUCCUAUCUGAGCAUUGCAGAUGCCUUAUCUGUCCUAGUUGCCAUAUCUGUCCUAGUUACCAUAUCUGUUCUGGUUGCCGUAUCUGUCCUAGUUGCCGUAUCUGUCCUGGUUGCUGUAUCUGUCCUAGUUGCCGUAUCUGUCCUAUCUGAGCGUUGCAAAUUCUGUAUCUGUCCUGGUUUCCCUAUCUUUCCUGGUUGCCGUACGUGUCCUCAUUGCCGUCUCUGUCCCAGUUGCUGUAUCUGUCCUGGUUGCUGUCUCUGUCCUGGUUGCCCUAUCUUUCCUGGUUGCCGUACGUGUCCUCAUUGCCGUCUCUGUCCUGGUUGCCAUAUCUGUCCUGGUUGCCGUAUCUGUCCCAGUUGCCAUAUAUCUUUCUUAUCUGAGCGUUGCAGUUGCUCUGACCACAGGCUGAUGCAGAUCUGCUUGAGAAGCUCCGCCUCUUCCUCUGUGGUUCUGUGUUCUCGUUUCUGAAACUUUGUUUGUUUCCUCUUUGGGUUAAAACCAGUUCAACGGCCCCAGAGCCUGCAGCUGGUAGUGCUGCGUUCAGGGGCAGUUGUCAGUGCUGCGUUCAGGGACAGCUGUCAGUGCUGCAUUCAGGGACAGCCGGCAAUGCUGCAUUCAAGGGUCAAUGCUGCAUUCAGGGGUCAAUGCUGCGUUCAGGUGUCAGUGCUGCGUUCUGGUGUCAGUGCUGCAUUCAGGUGUCGGUGCUGCAUUUAGGUGUUGUGCUGCGUUCAGGGGUUGGUGCUGCGUUCAGGUGUCAGUGAUGCAUUCAGGUGUCAUGCUGCAUUCAGGUGUCAGUGCUGCGUUCAGGUAUCAGUGCUGCAUUCAGGUAUCUGUGCUGCGUUCAGGGGUAGGUGCUGCAUUCAGGCGUAGGUGCUGCGUUCAGGUGUGGUCCUGCGUUCAGGUGUUGUGCUGCGUUCAGGUGUCAGUGCUGCGUUCAGGGGUCGGUGCAGCAGUCACGUGUCAGUGCAGCGUUCAGGUAUUGCGCUGCGUUCAGGUGUCGGUGCUGCGUUUAGGGGUUGUGCUGUGUUCAGGGGUCGGUGUUGUGUUCAGGUGUCAGUGCUGCGUUCAGGUUUCUUGCUGCUUUCAGGUGUUGUGCUGCGUUCAGGUGUCAGUGCUGCGUUCAGGUAUCAGUGCUGCGUUCAGGUGUUGUGCUGCGUUCAGGUGUUGUGCUGCGUUCAGGGGUUGGUGCUGCGUUCAGGUGUUGUGCUACGUUCAGGUGACAUGCUGUGUUCACGUGUCGGUGUUGCGUUCAGGUGUCAUGCUGCGUUCAGGUGUCAGUGCUGCGUUCAGGUGUCGUGCUGUGUUCAGGUGUUGUGCUGCACUCAGGAUUUGGUGUUGUGUUCAGGUGUCAGUGCUGCGUUCAUGGGUUGGUGCUGUGUUCAGGUUUCAGUGCUGGGUCAGGUGUUGUGCUGCGUUCAGGUGUUGUGCUGCGUUCAGGUAUCAGUGCUGCGUUCAGGUGUUGUGCUGCAUUCAGGGUUUGGUGCAGCGUUCAGGUGUCAGUGCUGCGUUCAGGUGUCAGUGCUGCGUUCAGGUGUUGUGCUGCGUUCAGGUCUCAGUGCUGCGUUCAGGUGUUGUGCUGCGUUCAGGUCUCAGUGCUGCGUUCAGGUGUUGUGCUGCAUUCAGGUCUCAGUGCUGCGUUCAGGUGUUGUGCUGCAUUCAGGUGUCAGUGCUGCGUUCAGGUGUUGUGCUGCAUUCAGGUGUUGUGCUGCGUUCAGGUAUCAGUGCUGCGUUCAGGUGUUGUGCUGCGUUCAGGUAUCAGUGCUGCGUUCAGGUGUCGUGCUGCGUUCAGGGUUUGGUGCAGCGUUCAGGUGUCGGUGCUGCAUUCAGGUGUCGGUGCUGUGUUUAGGGGUUGUGCUGCGUUCAGGUGUCAGUGCUGCGUUCAGGUCUCUUGCUGCGUUCAGGUGUUGUGCUGCGUUCAGGUGUCAUGCUGCAUUCAGGUGUUAGUGCUGCGUUCAGGGGUUGGUGCUGUGUUCAGGUGUCUGUGCUGCGUGAGGGGUUGGUGCUGCGUUCAGGUGUCAGUGCUGUGUUCAAGUGUUGUGUUGCGUUCAGGUGUCAUGCUGUGUUCAGGUGUCAGUGCUGCGUUCAGGGGUUGGUGCUGCGUUCAGGUGUCAGUGCUGCGUUCAGGGGUUGGUGCUGCGUUCAGGUGUUUUGCUGCGUUCAGGUGUGGUGCUGCGUUCUGGUGACAUGCUGCUUUCACAUGUCGGUGUUGCGUUCAGGUGUCAUGCUGUGUUCAGGUGUUGCUACUGCAUUCAGGGGUUGGUGCUGCGUUCAGGUGUCAGUGCUGCGUUCAGGUGUUGUGCUGCAUUCAGGAUUUGGUGUUGCGUUCAGGUGUCAGUGUUGGGUCAGAUGUUGUGCUGUGUUCAGGAGUUGUGCUGCGUUCAGGUAUCAAUGCUGCGUUCAGGUGUCGUGCUGCGUUCAGGGUUUGGUGCAGCGUUCAGGUGUCGGUGCUGCAUUCAGGUGUCGGUGCUGUGUUUAGGGGUUGUGCUGCGUUCAGGUGUCAGUGCUGCGUUCAGGUCUCUUGCUGCGUUCAGGUCUCUUGCUGCGUUCAGGUGUCAGUGCUGCGUUCAGGGGUUGGUGCUGCGUUCAGGUGUCAGUGCUGUGUUCAGGUGUUAGUGCUGCGUUCAGGGGUUGGUGCUGUGUUCAGAUGUCUGUGCUGCGUCAGGGGUUGGUGCUGCGUUCAGUUGUCAGUGCUGUGUUCAAGUGUUGUGUUGCGUUCAGGUGUCAUGCUGCGUUCAGGGGUUGGUGCUGCGUUCAGGGGUCGGUGCUGCGUUCAGGGGUCGGUGCUGCGUUCAGGGGUCGGUGCUGCGUUCAGGUGUUGUGCUGCGUUCAGGUGUUUUGCUGCGUUCAGGUGACAUGCUGCUUUCACAUGUCGGUGUUGCGUUCAGGUGUCAUGCUGUGUUCAGGUGUUGCUACUGCAUUCAGGGGUUGGUGCUGCGUUCAGGUGUCAGUGCUGCGUUCAGGUGUUGUGCUGCAUUCAGGAUUUGGUGUUGCGUU
Molecule: messenger RNA, 3855 nt
Organism: Sphaeramia orbicularis (orbiculate cardinalfish)
Lineage: Eukaryota; Metazoa; Chordata; Actinopteri; Kurtiformes; Apogonidae
Product: keratin-associated protein 10-6-like
Exons: 2
Coding region: 1487-2707 (406 amino acids)
Source: RefSeq, a predicted model, not a curated record